Cricetulus griseus (Chinese hamster) is the source of this 2343-nucleotide messenger RNA. NCBI's taxonomy places the organism in Eukaryota, Metazoa, Chordata, Mammalia, Rodentia, Cricetidae. The record is from RefSeq and is a predicted model, not a curated record.
GUGCCCCCCGCCGCCGCUGCAGAGUCGCCUGGAGCUUCGCGGGCAACUGGGAAGAUGCUGGGCCCAAGUGUCCUCACCUGGGUCCUCUUGGCCGCGGGUGUCACCUGCGCCCAGGCACAGCAAGUGCCACCGUGGACAGAAGAUUGCAGAAAAUCAACUUAUCCUCCUUCUGGACCAACCUAUAGAGGAGCAGUUCCAUGGUACACCAUAAACCUUGAUUUACCACCCUACAAAAGAUGGCAUGAAGUAGUAACUCAGAAGGCACCAAUGGUGAGGAUUAUAGUGAAUUCCCUCAAGAAUUUAGUAAACGCAUUUGUGCCAAGUGGAAAAAUAAUGCAGGUGGUGGACCAAAAGUUGCCUGGUCUAAUUGGCAAGAUUCCUGGCCCCUUUGAAGAGGAAAUGAAGGGAAUUGCAGAUGUUACUGGGAUACCUUUAGGAGAGAUUAUUUCAUUCAACAUUUUCUAUGAAUUGUUUACCAUGUGUACAUCAAUAAUAACCGAAGAUAAUGAAGGUCAUUUACUACAUGGAAGAAACAUGGAUUUUGGAAUAUUUCUUGGGUGGAAUAUAAAUAACAACACUUGGGUUGUUACAGAAGAAUUAAAGUCUUUAACAGUGAAUUUGGACUUCCAAAGAAACAACAAGACUGUUUUCAAGGCUACAAGCUUCGUUGGAUAUGUGGGCAUGUUGACAGGGUUCAAACCAGGACUGUUUAGUCUUACACUAAAUGAACGUUUCAGUCUAAAUGGCGGUUAUUUGGGUAUCCUAGAAUGGAUUUUGGGAAAGAAAGAUGCUGAAUGGGUCGGGUUUAUCACUAGAUCAGUUCUGGAAAAUAGUACAAGUUAUGACGAAGCCAAGAAUACACUAAUCAAGACCAAGCUAAUGGCCCCAGCAUAUUUUAUCCUGGGAGGCAACAAGUCUGGGGAAGGCUGUGUGAUUACGAGAGAAAGAAGAGAGUCUUUGGAUGUAUUUGAACUCGAUCCUAAGCAUGACAGAUGGUAUGUGGUACAAACCAAUUAUGACCGGUGGAAAAACACCUUGUUCCUUGAUGACCGCAGAACACCUGCCAAGAUGUGUCUAAAUCGCACGACACAGAAGAAUCUCUCGUUUGCAACCAUAUAUGACGUCCUAUCAACAAAGCCUGUCCUCAACAAGCUGACUGUAUUCACAACCUUGAUUGAUGUCACCAAAGGUCAAUUUGAAAGUUACCUUCGGGAUUGCCCAGACCCUUGCAUAGGCUGGUGAGCACACAUGGCCUAUAGGACAUACUGAAGAUGUGUUCUCUGGCGUGUCUGAUCUCCUUCCACAGGCUAAGACUCAAGGCCUGUUGUUCAGUCAUAAGAUUAUCCUCAGUGUGUCUGCAGUUUACAAACUGUUUUUGUUGUUUGUUUUUAUCAUCAUCAUCAUUCCUAUUUACAGGUAAAUUCUUUAAGGGAUGCACGCCAUAUAGAAUUCGCCAGUUCAUUUCACUUUGACAUUGGGGAAGGGGCAACCCUGACCUCUAUGGAAUGUAUCAAGGUUCUUAGCUGGUGUUAAAUCCAGUGCCCUGUGUGAUUAAUGUAUACCUUUAUGCGCCUUUUCUUUUUUACCUACAUAUUUAUGUUUCUCCUGGUUCUCUAUUAGAAUCAGCAUGUCAUCCACCUUUGCUGUUGGUAACAGCAAUGUGAUGUCACUAUGCCUGGCUGGGGUUUCUGAGAUGGACAACUGACACUUAGUGCAUAAUAAAUAGACCUUUGACUCUGGAAUUAGUAUUUGUGAGGGCUACAAAAUAAUCGUUAUGUAAACAGUAUUUUUUUUCUUUCUGAGACAGGGUUUCUCUGUGGCUUUGGAGGCUGUCCUGGAACUAGCUCUUGUAGACCAGGCUGGUCUCAAACUCACAGAGAUCCGCCUGCCUCUGCCUCCCAAGUGCUGGGUUAAAGGCAUGUGCUACCAACAUCUGGCAACAGUAUUUUUUUUUGAAAGAAUAAAAGUGUUCUCUUUUUCCUAAUUAUAUUACCUUCCAGUAACCCCAGGAAGUUUCUAGCUUUAAAAACUUGAGUUUAAGAUCUCAACACAAACUAAAUUCCUGUAUGUAUAAUUCAUUUAAUACUUUUUUCAUUUUUCCUUCUAAUCAACAUAUUUUUUAACUUUUCAUAUAAUAAAUACUUAUUAAUAUUUUUUAGAAAUCAAUCUAUUUAUGAAAAAAUGCUUACAGAACUUGUUCAUCUUUCUCUAACUUUCAUAACUGACAGUGAAAUGUAUGCUAUUUGUGCCAGACUGUAUCCAUUUCAUGUUGUACAAUCUCAGUUGUAUCAUGAUGCUCAAUAAACAGUCACUGGCAGUCAUGUCAGCACUCAUGCAUGCUGA